Molecule: messenger RNA, 6349 nt
Organism: Podarcis muralis (Common wall lizard)
Lineage: Eukaryota; Metazoa; Chordata; Lepidosauria; Squamata; Lacertidae
Product: aldehyde oxidase
Molecular function (GO): molybdopterin cofactor binding; FAD binding; oxidoreductase activity
Source: RefSeq, a predicted model, not a curated record
UCGCACUCAUGUUUCAUGUUGUUGAAUUCACGAUCAGUCCUUACUCUCCUUUACGACCUGCUGCUCCUGUUUCCUCGCCCAGUUGCUAUCCCUCUGUGCUGCGAUGUCUGUCCCAGCAACAGAACGAGCAGAAAGGGCUUCAGACGAUCUGAUUUUCUACGUGAACGGCAAAAGGGUAGUGGAGAAGAAUGCCGACCCUGAGCAGACAUUGCUGCCUUAUCUACGGAAGAUACUCCGUCUUACAGGUACCAAGUAUGGCUGUGGUGGAGGCGGAUGUGGUGCAUGCACUGUGAUGAUCUCAAGAUAUGAGCCUGUCGCUAAGAAGAUUGUUCAUUAUUCAGCCAAUGCAUGCUUGAUUCCCAUAUGUUCAUUGCAUGGCAGUGCAGUCAUCACUGUAGAAGGAAUUGGAAAUACAGAAACCAGGAUUCAUCCAGUUCAGGAACGGAUUGCUAAAAGUCAUGGCUCUCAGUGUGGCUUCUGCACCCCUGGAAUGGUGAUGUCGAUCUACUCUUUGCUGCGCAACCAGAUGGAACCCACGUCGGAUGAAAUGAUGGAAGCUCUCGCUGGUAAUUUAUGUCGCUGCACAGGUUACAGACCUAUUAUUGACUGUUGUAAAACCUUCUGUAAGGAAUCCUCUUGUUGCCAAAAUAAAGUUUCUGGGGAUUGUUGCUUGAAUCAAAAAGAUUAUUUACCUUCACCAACUAAUGAAAAAAAGAUUUGUACAACACUAUUUUCUGCAGAAGAAUUCCAGCCAUUGGAUCCCACUCAAGAACUAAUAUUUCCACCAGAACUCAUAAAAAUGGCUGAAGAUCAGACACCACAAACUCUUGUUUACCAUGGAGAAAGGACUGCGUGGAUUUCUCCUGUAAAUCUAAAUGAACUUCUGGAACUGAAAGCCAAGCACCCCCAGGCACCUCUUGUAGUGGGCAAUACUGCUGUGGGACCUGAUAUGAAAUUUAAAGGUGUAUUUCAUCCACUUAUCAUCUCGCCCACUAGAAUAUUGGAUCUGUAUGUUGUGGAACGCACAGAAGAUGGACUAAUUCUAGGAGCUGCGUGUAGCCUGACUGCAGUGAAAAACAUCCUGACAGAUGCGGUCUCAAAACUUUCAGCAGAGAAAACCAAGAUAUUCUCUGCUCUUUUGCAACAAUUAAAAACUCUGGGUGGACAGCAGAUCCGAAAUGUGGCUUCCUUUGGAGGAAAUAUCAUAAGCAGAAGUUCAACAUCUGACAUCAAUCCCAUUCUAGCAGUUAGCAACUGUAUCCUCAAUGUGGCAUCGCAAGGGAGGCUGCGACAGAUUCCUUUCAGUGACCUUUUUGCUGAUGGACUUGGAAACAAUACCCUGGAACCAGAGGAGAUCCUAGUGUCUGUUAAAAUCCCACAUUCCAGGAAGGGUGAGUUUGUCGCAGCGUUUCGACAAGCUCCGAGGCGGGAAAAUGCUUUACCUAUUGUUACAGCAGGGAUGAGGGUUGCCUUUGAAGAAGACUGCAACAUCAUUAGGGACUUGCACAUCUGUUACGGAGGUGUUGGCUUCACUACAGUUGCCGCCAAGCAAACAUGCCAGGCGCUCAUUGGAAGACCUUGGGAUGGGCAGAUGCUGGAUGAAGCUUGCAGAGCGGUCCUCAAAGAAAUUAUUCUCCCAAGUUCAGCUCCAGGUGGUAAAGUGGAGUACAGAAGAACUCUCAUUGUCAGUUUCAUCUUCAAAUUCUACUUGGAGGUGUUGCAGUCACUGAAGAUAAUGUAUCCUACUCAAUAUCCUGAUAUCCCAGAUAAUUAUGCAAGUGCCCUUGAAAGUUUCCAUACAAAAAUGCCACAGAGCAUGCAAAAGUAUCAGGAUGUGGAGCCAGGACAGCUUCCUCAAGAUCCCGUAGGACGUCCAGUCAUGCACCAGGCCGGUACUAAACAUGCCACAGGGGAAGCUAUUUAUUGUGAUGACAUUCGCACCGUUGAUGAAGAACUCUUCUUGGCUUUAGUAACCAGUUCUAAACCCCAUGCAAAUAUUGUAUCUAUUGAUUCUUCAGAAGCUCUCAAGGUGUCAGGGGUAGUUGAUAUCAUUUCUGUUCAGGAUGUCCCAGCGACUAAUGAGUUCUACAACUAUGAUGUCCCAGAUAUUGUGUUUGCCAGAGAAAAGGUGACUUGUGUGGGUCAGAUUGUCUGUGCAGUGGUAGCAGAUUCAGAUGUUCAUGCUAAACAAGCAGCUGCAAAAGUGAAAAUACAGUAUGAACUUCAAGAACCUGUGAUCCUGACCAUUGAGGAGGCAAUAGAGCACAAUUCAUUCUUUGAACCACAGAGAAAACUGGAACGAGGAAAUGUGGAGGAAGCAUUUAAAGUCGCCGACCAUGUACUUGAAGGCGAGAUCCAUGUUGGCGGACAGGAGCACUUUUAUAUGGAGACUCAGAGCAUUCUUGCUGUUCCAACAGGAGAGGAUAAAGAAAUGAACUUGUUUGUGUCCACCCAGCAUCCAGCAUUUGUACAGGAAAUGGUGGCCUCCUGUUUAGGCAUCUCAAGCAACAGGAUCAUGUGUCAUGUGAAACGAAUCGGAGGGGCUUUUGGUGGAAAACUGUUGAAAACAAGUCUUCUGGCAUGUGUUGUUGCUGUGGCAGCUAAGAAGACAGGCCAUGCAGUUCGCUGUGUUCUAGACAGAAGCACUGACAUGUUAAUCACCGGAGGCCGUCACCCAACCAUCGGCAAGUAUAAAGUUGGCUUCAUGAGUGAUGGCAGAAUCAUGGCUUUGGAUAUCAAUUUGUACUUGAAUGGAGGAUGCACCACUGAUGAUUCUGUUCUGGUUUCGGAGAUAAUGCUGCUGAAACUGAAUAAUUCUUACAAGAUUCCCAAUAUCCGAGCUCACGCCCGCGCUUGCAAGACAAACAUGCCACCCAACACUGCUUUCCGUGGCUUUGGCUUCCCACAAGGAGGACUCAUUACAGAAGCCUGGAUAACGCGCGUUGCAGCCAGAUGCGGAUUAUUACCAGAGCAGAUUAGAGAAAAAAAUAUGUACAAAGAAACCGGACAGACAGCUUAUAAACAAGAGCUCAACCCAGAGAACCUCCUCAGAUGCUGGGAUGAAUGCAUGGAGAAGUCUAUGUAUCACACCAGGAAAGAAGCUGUGAAUAAAUUCAAUAAGGAAAAUUACUGGAAGAAAAAAGGGAUUGCCAUUAUUCCCAUGACGUUCCCUGUUGGAUUUGGCUUACGCUCCCUAGGUCAGGCCGCUGCUCUGGUUCAUUUGUAUACUGAUGGGUCCGUGCUUCUGACUUACGGUGGUGUAGAAAUGGGGCAAGGGCUCCACACCAAAAUGAUCCAGGUUGCAAGCCGAGAAUUAAAGAUGCCAAUGUCAAAUAUUCACUUCUGUGAAACAAGUACACAGACAGUCCCUAAUGCAUGUGCUUCAGUUGGAUCAAUGGGAACGGAUGUCAAUGGAAUGGCAGUGAAGGAUGCCUGCCAGACCCUCCGGAAACAUCUUGAGCCCAUCAUUAGACAGAACCCUAAGGGCACAUGGAAAGAGUGGGCCAAAGAAGCUUUUGAGCAGAGUAUCAAUCUGUCAGCGAUAGGUUAUUUCAGAGGUUAUGAAGCAAACAUGGACUGGGAGAAAGGGGAAGGCCACCCAUUUGAAUAUUUUGUUUUUGGAGCCGCCUGCGCAGAGGUUGAAAUAGACUGUCUGACUGGAGACCACAAGAAUGUCAAAACAGAUAUUGUUAUGGACAUUGGAUGCAGCAUUAAUCCGGCAAUGGAUAUAGGUCAGAUUGAAGGUGCCUUUGUCCAGGGCCUUGGACUUUACACAACAGAGGAACUCAAAUAUUCCCCAGAGGGAGUCCUCUACACACGGGGCCCAGAUCAGUAUAAAAUCCCUGCUGUUUGUGACAUUCCAGAACAGAUUAGUGUCUCCUUGUUGGCAUCUAGCCAAAACCCAACAGCGAUCUACUCAUCCAAGGGUCUUGGUGAAGCGGCACUUUUCUUGGGGAGCUCUGUAUUUUUUGCAAUAUGGGAUGCAGUGGCUGCUGCCAGGAAGGAAAGAGGAUUGCCAUCAGUCUUUGUGUUGAACAGCCCCUUGACUCCUGAACGAGUGCGAAUGGCCUGUGAUGACCAGUUUACGGAGAUGAUCCCAAAGGAUGAAAAAAGCAAGUCCACUGUUCCGUGGGAAAUCUCCCUUUGAAGAAGAACCAGGAAUGUGCAGAAAGUGCCAUGAAGUGCUAACUUCUUCAAGUCAACAUCUUCCAGUGCUUUAUCAACAAAUGCAGUUCAUUUUAGUUCAGUAGUUGCUUUCUUGUGGGGAAUUAUAUUGCAGGCUUCAUAUUCAUUUACAUGAGAGUCUCCUACCAUUUUCACACUUUUUGGUAUUAGGCUGCUACAGUUCAAGGCCUAACCAUUUGGUGGUUGUUUCUAUCUGCCUUUGCUAAGUUCCUAGUGCUCCGUCUCCUUCAUGGAGCCCCCUCAGCAGAUCCAGGGGUCUCCUGCCUCUCUUAACUCAUUUGCCAGUCUACUCUCCCUCCUCUCCCAGGGUCCUAUUUCACCAUCCCCUCCUUUUUUUGGCUACUAAGUUUCCUACAACCUCUAACUACCUUUCCAUCCGUCUUCUGCCUCUUUCACACCUCUUUCCCUCAGUUUUUCAAGGUAUUACUAAAUGUUACAGAAAAACAUGUGCCAGCCACUAGACAUAGCAAUCAUGUACAGAGUUCCCCCAACCUCAGGCAAUAUCUAAUUCACCUUCCCCGACAUAGUGAGCCUGAGAUGCUUUGGACUACAUCUCCCAUCAUUCCUGACCAUUGGUUAUAAUGGCUGGAGCUGAAGGGACUUGGGAGUCCAACAACAUCUAGGUUGGCGAAGGCUGAUGGUAGCCGAACUUGCCUUGCAUCCUCCUCGUCUCAUUAUGCUGUGUGUUUCCCUGUUCCCACAUGCCAGGAUUGGCUGCCACUGAGCAUCUGCCUACUGCUGCUGUUGUCUUUGAAGUGCGAAUCUCAAAUUGAUCCACUUUAUUUACUUUGAACAAGGUCUGUGGUAAAAUAAAUCUUGAGCUGGUUUUGGCUUUAGGAAAUCUACUGUGCAGUGGUGUGCAUGAAAGAUUGCUCGGGGCAUCAGACAACAUCCUCAGGGUGUGAGACAGCAUUGUUUAAUGACUGCUGACUGUUAAACAGUACAAGGUGCAUGCCAGAAAGAGUCCCUUUGUGCAUCUUAGACGUCUGGUGCAUGCAUUAUCUCCUGCGACGGUUGUGUUGUGUAAGAUAAGCUGUCUUUCCAGAAUAUCAAGCACUAGGCAAUAAAAAUCAUGCACAUUAAAAGAUGCAUAUGCCACUUCCUAAGGCUAGCAUGCAGAUUAUUUCUUGAAAGGCGAAGGAAAUAAUGCGAGGAGUGAUCUGUUGUUUGAUUAUGUGCCUCGUUAUCACACCUUUUUUAACUAGAGCAUGGAUUAAAAUUGAUUAAGUAUGCAGGUGCACGAGUAAUGAAGCCUACAAGUAAUAUUGCUUCACACUUACCCUGUUACUCUCUUGUGUGUAGCUUUGCCAGGAAGACUGAAUCACUUGGCUUGCACUUCACCGAACUUUAAUUUAUUAGCUUUUCAACAAGUUUAAUUAGAGAUGUGCAAUAUAAAAAAUAAUAAUCCCUUCCAUGCUCAUGGGUGAUGGAGUGGCAAAGAAUUUAAUGGGAGGAGGAGGAAGAGGAAGAAGACUAGUUGCACUCAUUCCGGCUAAGAGAAUUGCAGUUCCUGGGACUCCCAGAGAUCCAGAGUUGGUACCCCUCCAAAUGUUAUUGGAUUCCACAUGCCACCAUACCAUAUGGUUGGUCUUGGAGACCCCAGGUUCUCCAUCUCUGCUGUCACUCACGGUCCUUGUCCUCACACUCUUUUUCCUGGGUUUUGCAUUUCACUUAACCGAUGCUGUGUAUGUGCAGUUGCACCCACGCCCUUGCAUGCACCUUGGAUCAAUAUGAAAAUGGCAGUGUUGUGAGUUUUCCCCUCUGUGCCAUCUGGUACAACUUGUCCUGUAUUUUGAUGUCAUUGAGCUGUGCCUUUCCUUGCUUCACAGGAUUGGCCGGUGUGGGGCAGGAAGCACACAGUGUAACAAUGUGAGGACGCUGGGCAAAUUGUGCUAUGCAUUAUAAAGCUGGAAGAAAGAUUCUGUGUUUGGCGGCACCUCCCUUUUUUUGUCCGUUCACCCAAAGCAGAACUAAAUCUUACAGAGGGCUUCUGGGCGGGGACUUAAUGUUGUAAGUAGGUUGUUCAGAAAUUACAAUUGGGUUGUUGUCAACAGUUUUGGGUUUUUUUAAUAAGGAGCCCGCCCCCCCGAAGGGUAAAUGCAGGUUAGAGGGGGGAGAAUAUACAGUCUAGCAUUUUGAUGCCAAUGACAUUGUGCAAAAAAAA